Molecule: messenger RNA, 831 nt
Organism: Spodoptera littoralis (African cotton leafworm)
Lineage: Eukaryota; Metazoa; Arthropoda; Insecta; Lepidoptera; Noctuidae
Source: the annotation of a GenBank genome assembly
AUGAGUACCGUGCCGAAACGACCCAAUGUGAAGUUGGCCAAACUUUGGUACAAAUAUAGAUCGGAACCUCAAGAAGGACAGAAGAAAGAAGAGCCCGAACAUGAAAUUGUUCAAGAGAAAAAGGAUUAUGAAUCGUAUCCACCAUAUAACUUCUCCUGGUUCAUUGAUAAAAAAAUAGCGGCAAUGGGCUGUCCACAGACUGUCGAAAACCUCAACUAUCUUGUUGACGUCGGGGUCAAUCACCUCAUAACGCUGUCACCAGAGAGAAUCCCGCCAAUUUUGGAAUGCGAGAAAAAGUUGAAAUGGUCAGAGAUCAGGAUCAAGGAGUUCGGAGUGCCGACUUUAAAACAGAUUUUGAAGUUCAUUGAGAUAUGUGAGAGGGCAGAGAUGAGAGGAGAGGUUAUAGGAAUCCACUGCAGACAAGGGCGAGGAAGAACUGGCACCAUGUUAGCCUGCUACUUAGUGCACUUCCAAGAUAUGGCACCAGAGAGGGCAGUGCUCACCGUCAGGGUGAAAAGACCAGGUUCCUGCGAAACAUACGAACAAGAAAAAGCAGUUUGUCACUACCACGACUGUCUACGAGGCACAAUCGAGAAACCAGACUAUCGACUAGUCGAGGACAAAGUCUACUUCGACUUCUCCAUGAAGUACAUGUACACAGACGAAGAUUUCCGCAAAAAAGAAAAAAAACAGGAUGACGUCACAGAAAUCCAAGAUGGCGACCACAAAAUUGUCAAACUCGGCGACCCCAAGGAAGAGAAACACGUAAAAAUAAAAUUACCGAAGAAAAAAUCAAAUGCCAUGGUAAUCAAUCACAAGAUUUAUUUUUAA